AUGCGCGUUCCUGCUGGAGCACCAAUACCAUUCUGGCUGUCAGUGAAAAAUCGUUUUCCGAAAUGGGCAAAGAUGAGUAGACCUACGCUUGGAUCGAUGGCUGUGGUAGCGACCGCAGUGGUCACUUGUUGUGCUGUUGCCGCUGUGACUCUUUAUCCUAAAUAUCAUCAUGACUAUUACCAAAAAGCUCAAAAGGAAGAACGAGCGAUGCUUCGAUCUUCUCGUGAACAGCAAGCUGGUCCGCAGAAUGUAUGGAUUGAUCCAUUCGAAAGAAAAUAA
Molecule: messenger RNA, 279 nt
Organism: Caenorhabditis remanei
Lineage: Eukaryota; Metazoa; Nematoda; Chromadorea; Rhabditida; Rhabditidae
Exons: 1
Coding region: 1-279 (92 amino acids)
Source: RefSeq, a predicted model, not a curated record